AUGAGGGAGAACAUGAGGAGGCUGAACAUGAAGAGCAGGAAGACGUGUGUCGGGAGCGAGGGGCGCAUCCCUCCUUACCUGACCGCCUCGGGAGAGGUCUUAAAAGGAAUAUUCCUGUUGUACUGCGCAUCGGAGACAAACGCCGCUGCCAGCAGGAGAUCCUGGGGGAACACAAGACAGGGCGUGAGGAACUGGGGGGAGCUCAGCGGAGCAGAGGAGAAAGGGGAGAAGCGCCCGGGGGCGAGGCGGUACCUGCGCCGCCGCCUCGGCCAUGGCGCGGGAGGACGCGGCGCCUCCCCGGCCCCGCCGCCUUUAACGGGGCCGGUCCCGCCCCCGCGGCAGCGGAAGCGGGAGGCGGCGCCGGGCUCGGGGCUCGGCGGCGGGGCCGGGAUGGUGCUGGAGGCGCUGCGGCCGCGGCUGGUGCGCUGGGCGCUGCUGGCCGCCUUCGCCGCCGGCGUGGUGGUGGGCUGGCAGGCGGGCCGGGCGCGCCGCCGCUUCCUGCGCUGGCGCCAGCGCUACCUCCAGCGCCGCCUCGCCGCCGCGCAGGAGAAGCUGGAGGCGGCCUGA
Molecule: messenger RNA, 567 nt
Organism: Oenanthe melanoleuca
Lineage: Eukaryota; Metazoa; Chordata; Aves; Passeriformes; Muscicapidae
Gene: MTLN
Product: mitoregulin
Exons: 2
Coding region: 1-567 (188 amino acids)
Biological process (GO): positive regulation of mitochondrial membrane potential
Cellular component (GO): mitochondrial inner membrane
Source: RefSeq, a predicted model, not a curated record